UGUGGUGAGUCAGGCCACCAUCAUCGCCCGCAGUAUCGUCAACGUCUCCCCGUCUAAUCAGUCUCCAUUAGAAACUCCACCGAAAAAAAAAUAAAAGAGAGCCCGAGCCAAACCCACCCCAAACGUCCAUCCCCCGGAAAAAAAAAUUGACGAACAAACAAUCGCCAUCUCCCCAUCGCCCGGAUGACCUUACAUAACAAAUAAACCCUUCGAAGUGAUUUAAACCCAAGUGUGAGCCGUCGAAUAUGUGAUAGUGUGCGUGUUCCCAGGCCCAAUAAAAGCGAAAAAACCUCGGCGUUGAAGCUAGCCCCCGAAGCUCUUUAAAAAUUAACCCCCCCCCCCCCCGCGAUGUUUCACCACGAGUACGAGAAACGUCUCCUGAAGCCGUGCAACGAGGGCAAACGCGACUCCCAGUCGAGCCCGAUGUCCCCCACAUACUUGUCCCCAACAAAAUCAACGAACAACAGUUACGACCGCUUCAUCCCAACGCGCUCGGGUAACAAUUGGUACACGACAUUCUCCAUGAUCUCGGAGAACAGUCGUAACGGCCUGGUGCCGAAGAAAACCCGGGAGAACGGCGAGGGGAGUCGCGAUGGCAUAGCCUACUCGAGUCUCCUGAAGAACGAGCUGCUGGGAGCUAGUAUUGAGGAUGUCAAGAGCCAGUCCGAGGAGCGGGGAAUAUACUCGGUCCUCCAGGGGAGGAAUUUGUUCAAGUAUGCGACACCCACCAAGGACAGAGCCCUCCUGGACCAGAGCAGCCCGUACUCGCUCUCGCCACUGAGUGCCAAGAGCCAGAAGCUCCUCAGAUCGCCCAGGAAAACCACUCGGAAAAUAUCGAGAAUUCCCUUCAAGGUUCUCGAUGCACCCGAACUCCAGGACGACUUCUACCUCAAUCUGGUGGACUGGUCCUCCCAGAAUGUACUCAGUGUUGGCCUCGGGAGCUGUGUCUACCUGUGGUCAGCGUGCACCAGCCAAGUAACGAGACUCUGUGAUCUGUCUGGGGAUGGCAACUCCGUGACUUCAGUCGCUUGGAAUGAGAGGGGUAACUUGGUGGCUGUGGGGACACAUGUGGGGUACAUACAGGUCUGGGAUGUUGCUGUUAACAAGCAGGUUGCCAAGCUGCAGGGUCACAGUGCCCGAGUGGGAGCACUAGCGUGGAACGGAGAAGUGCUGUCAUCAGGGAGUCGUGAUCGAUUGAUUCUCCAGAGAGACGUGAGAACGCCCUGCAUCGUGGGAGAGAGGAGGCUAGGGGCGCACAGGCAGGAGGUCUGUGGGUUAAAAUGGUCGCCGGACAAUCAGUAUCUAGCCUCCGGGGGUAACGACAAUCGACUGUACGUGUGGAAUCUCCACUCGCUGUCGCCAGUUCAAACUUACACCGAACAUCUGGCUGCUGUGAAGGCCAUCGCCUGGUCGCCUCAUCAUCACGGUCUGCUCGCCUCUGGAGGCGGCACGGCUGAUCGAUGCAUCAGGUUCUGGAAUACACUCACUGGACAGCCCAUGCAGUGCGUCGACACUGGGUCACAAGUUUGUAAUUUAGCUUGGUCUAAACACAGCUCUGAACUCGUCAGCACACAUGGAUAUUCACAGAAUCAAAUUCUCGUGUGGAAAUAUCCGAGCUUGACGCAGGUUGCUAAGCUCACUGGGCAUUCUUAUCGGGUUCUUUAUCUCGCCAUGUCGCCCGAUGGUGAGGCUAUUGUCACUGGGGCUGGGGACGAGACACUCAGGUUUUGGAAUGUUUUCAGCAAAGCCAGGAGUCAGAAGGAGAACAAGUCUGGGCUCAAUCUUUUCACUUCCAUUCGGUGAAUUCUUUCGGGGUUUGUCGGUUUUUUCCGGAGAUUUCUUGGGGAUUUUGACAUUUGGGGGUUGGGGGACGAUAGAAGAGGAGUUAAAUUUGUCAUGUGAUGGGGGAAUGGGAAAUUGGGAUUUUCAUUGGAUCUUCGAAAUUGGGAAAUGGGAUUUAGAGAAUUUUUUGACAUUUCCAUUUUUUUUCUUCCAAUUUUUAUAUGUACAUCAAUUACAUAUGCACCAUUUUCAUCUCAAUUCAACGGGAAUUAGACUAUAAGUCAUUUUAAUUUCUUGAAUUUCUGGAAUUCAAUGAAUAAAAAUCAAUUUUCCAUUCCUCUCAAUCGUCGUUUUCUUUUUUGAGAUUUGUUGGGGCUUGUGGGGGCGAAAUAAAGAGGAGUUAAAUUUGUCAUGUCCUGGGGAGAAUGGGAAAUUGUGAUUUCCAUUGGAUCUUUGAAAUUGGGAAAUGGGAUUUACAGAAUUUUUUGAUAUUUCCAUUUUUUUCUCCAAACUUUUAUAUGUACAUCAAUUACAUAUGCACCAUUUUCAUCUCAAUCCAAGGGGAAUUAAAUUAGAAGUCAUUUUAAUUCCUUGAAUUUCUGAAAUUUAAUGAAUAAAAAUCAAUUUUCCAUUCCUCUCAAUCGUCGUUUUUUUAAGAUUUGUUGGGGCUUGUAGGGACGAAAAAAAUAGGAGUAAAAUUCAUCAAGUCCUGGGGAGAAUAAAAAAUUGCGAUUUUCAUUGGUCCAUUGAAAUUGAAAAAUGAGAUUUGUAAAUUUUUUCGACAUUUUCUUCUUUCCCAACGUUUAUAUGCACAUCAACUACCUAUGCACCAUUUUCAUCUGAAUCCAUAGGGAAUUGAACUAGAAAUCAUUUUAAUUUCGUGAAUUUCUGAAAUUGACCGAAUAAAAAUCAGUUUCCAUUCCCCUCACUCAAUACCAAACGAAAACUUUGAAAUCCCGGAGAAAUUUUCCUGCUGAGCACGGCCUGCUGCAAUAAUUCCACGAAAUUAAAAAAUUAUAAUCACCAACAAUUGAUUUUUCUACAACACUCCACUAAUUUUUAUACUCACAUUAUUUUUUCUGUGGCUGAAGUGCCUACGAUUAAUAAUUCACAGGUUAAGAGGUUUCCACAGGCAUUUUCAUUUCGAUUUUUUUAGUUAUCACCAAUCUAUUCAAGUCAUGUGUACAAAUUCAAGUCGUGAAAAGGAAUAAGAGACAAUGAUUUGCGAGAAGUUUACUAUUUAUAACAAAGAUGAAAUUAUAUUGAUAUAUAUGCAUAUUAUAAUAUAUAAUUAUUAUUUACUAACCAAUUGAGUGGGUGUGUGAGUGAGUGUUGAAAUGAAUCUGUAGAUUUAUUAAAAAUUGGAGCUGGAAAUAGUUAUGAUUUCUUCUCUAUGUGCGAUUCGAGUCUUUACAGCACUCUGAAAAUUUGUU
This is a messenger RNA of Diachasma alloeum, 3215 nucleotides long. RefSeq names its product fizzy-related protein homolog (gene fzr). Lineage: Eukaryota; Metazoa; Arthropoda; Insecta; Hymenoptera; Braconidae. Gene Ontology annotation, molecular function: protein binding; ubiquitin ligase activator activity; anaphase-promoting complex binding. Gene Ontology annotation, biological process: anaphase-promoting complex-dependent catabolic process; positive regulation of ubiquitin protein ligase activity; positive regulation of anaphase-promoting complex-dependent catabolic process. The record is from RefSeq and is a predicted model, not a curated record. Gene Ontology annotation, cellular component: anaphase-promoting complex. Bases 349 to 1803 code for a protein of 484 amino acids. The transcript is spliced from 2 exons.